Messenger RNA from Penicillium angulare, 2811 nucleotides. Its product is annotated as DDHD family phospholipase. Lineage: Eukaryota; Fungi; Ascomycota; Eurotiomycetes; Eurotiales; Aspergillaceae. The record is from RefSeq and is a predicted model, not a curated record. The transcript has 4 exons. The coding region runs from base 1 to 2811 and encodes 936 amino acids. Gene Ontology annotation, molecular function: glycerophospholipase activity; metal ion binding. Gene Ontology annotation, cellular component: cytoplasm.
AUGACGGGUCCUUUCCAUACCUAUGGCCCGUCUUGCCUACUGGCGGAUGAGGAGCCAGAGCUAGUGAGCUUGUACUCGCUCACGGAUCCACCUGAUAUCCGAUCGCACUUUUUCUAUGUUUCAUCCUUGCCAAUUGACGAUCCGUUGGCCCCACUACCUGCUACUACAGGACAAACACCAGAGAAUGAGAAAACCCCUCCACAGCCAUUUUCAGCUAGAGAUAAUAUCGCCUUGGAAUCGGCUUGGAAUGACCUGCGAGAAGCCAAGAAGAGCAAACCCGGUGACAAUGGAUCUCGCUCCGAGACACCAUCAAAAAGGCAGCCCGGGGUAGCUGUACCGGGUCGUGAAUCGCCUCUGGAUAGAGGCCAUUCCAAUCAGACAGGAAGUCAAUGGAACGCAAGUCUAGGAACCAGCAGGGGAGCUCAAAGCAACCCUCCCUCGGUGCCACUUGGCAUUUCGCAGAGCUCUGGUGUCAAUGCCAGCCGGCGGAAAAGAGGCUUUUCUCUUAAUGAGUCACAUUCAGCGAAGCGAAGGAGCCAUUCUCCGCCCGAGGAAGAAUUCGAGGAGCAACAUGUUGCAAGUAGCUUGCAGGGAGCUUCAUCUCGUGAUGCGAGCUUCAGUGGAUCUCCUUUUGCUCGAGCGCCGAUAUUCCAGCUGGAAAGCCCUUUCAGGCAAUCAGUCGAGUCAUUGGUUUCGAAGGAUGAAAACGAAUGGCAAGCUGAGUUGCGUACUGAUGCACCCCAUGCAUCAUCCUCGAAGCCAUCCGGGCUUCGAGCAGCUGUCAGUCUAGAUGAUAUCGAUGUGAAUAAUCCUGCAGAAACGUCUUCCAUUCAAGAAUCGCAAACAAAUAUCCCAGUAGGUGCAUUGCGCCUCCAUUUGGUGGAAUUACCAAACCUAAAAAUGAAGCCUAUCUACUGGAGUCCUUUACAUGACGUGUCAUCGGUGAUUAGAGCCACAUGGUUUUACAAGAAUACAAUGUUCCCAGUCGAGCCCGCCGUCGCGAAUCAACUCGAAGAGGGCUACAUGUUAUUGAAACCAUGGACUGAGACAUGGCAAGACGAGCUAAACAGCUGCGUCGAGAAUGGGGCUGAUGCGGAGGCUAAAAUAGUACAAAAGCUAUGGCCGACGAAUGAGUCCAGACCUGCUAAUCCACCAGGGACUGCUGAAGGUGGCUCGCAGGGGAAUGAAAUUCAAGCGGGUGAAAUCAUCCAGGACCCAAAAUUUGAUGAACAUCGAGCUUUUGGAGGAACUGCCGUUCCCAGCGAGGCCAUAAAGCCAUACCUCCACUCUAGUGCAAUUUAUGUUGACGCCAAAAAUGCUCAGAUCCUCCGUCCUAGCUUACUACCCUCUGCAGCCAGAGGAAGAAAGCCACUCAGUGCGAUCCGCAAAGGCCGACAAAUCGGCAUACCGGUUGUUCGCGGCUUCAACCGGAAGCUCUGGGAUCAACUGCAUCCAGCCAAGCCUAACCCCGUGGAUGUACGCCACUAUAUUCGAACAAGUCAAUCUCAAACCACGGCACCCGCUGGUGAGCAAAUCUGCUAUGCGUGCAAGAUGGAAGACCUGCGUCCAACGCCGACAGACCUUGUUUUUGUCAUACAUGGAAUUGGCCAAAAACUAUCUGAGCGGAUGGAGAGCUUCCACUUCACGCAUGCAAUCAAUGCUUUUCGGCGUCAAGUCCACAUGGAGCUGAACAACGAGCCGGUAUGGCCUCAUGUACGCCAGGGUCAUGGCGGGAUCAUGGUUCUACCCGUGAACUGGCGUACAACAUUAUCUCUCGAUGAUGAUGCUGUAGAACCAGCCGACACGGAUGAUCCAUUCUCAAAUAACUAUUCUCUCGAUGAUAUUACCCCCCAAACACUUCCAGCUGUGCGGUCACUAAUAAGUGAUGUGAUGCUCGAUAUACCUUAUUACCUAUCGCAUCAUAAACCGAAAAUGAUCAAGGCUGUUUGCAGAGAGGCUAACCGCAUCUACCGUCUUUGGUGCAAGAAUAACCCAAAAUUCCAAGAUGAGGGCCGAGUACACCUCCUUGCCCAUUCCCUGGGGAGCGUCAUGGCCCUCGAUAUCCUAAGUCAUCAACCAACUAACGUUCCCCGGUUCAACUUUCCUGAUACCCCUCUACAUAACGAUAUCUUUGAAUUUGAUACCAGCAAUCUCUUUCUCUGUGGAAGUCCUGUCGGGUUUUUCCUACUGCUCAACAAAGCAAAUCUACUCCCUCGGAAGGGCAGAGCAAAGCCAGAUAGCGAAGGCGAAGAUCAACUUCCCGGUGUGGCAGGCGAAGCAGACAAAUACGGUUGUCUCGCAGUUGACAAUUUGUACAAUAUCAUGCACACAACAGAUCCAAUCACAUACCGCGUCAACGCCGCCGUAGACAAAGACCUCUCCGACUCUCUCAAAAUAGCUUCAAUUCCCACCUCAUCCUCUACCUUAUGGCAAUCAUUCGGUAGCGUUUUCCGCUGGAGCUCCCCCUCGGGCUUCAUGUCUUCAUCAACAAUACCUGUCCGCCCAAACACAAUAAACAAACUUCCUUCCAAUGUUGAGAUGGAGACCCACGACUUUACCCGCGAAGAGAUAGCUGAAAAACGCAUGCUUCUGUUGAACGACAAUGGCCAGAUAGACUAUUAUCUAUCUGGUGGUGGGGGCCCUCUUAAUAUUCAGUAUUUGAAUAUGCUCAGUGCACAUAGUAGCUACUGGACAUUGACGGAUUUUGUACGCUUUCUUGUCGUUGAGAUUGCGAGAAAACAAGGAAGAGAUGGGACAUUGACUGGUUUCCGGGCGGAGAAGAAGAAAGGAUACAAGUACAGUAAGGGUUAA